AUGGCAGAAGUAGCCACUGGUUGCUCAAUGACUACUGCAGGAGACAUCAGACAUGGCAAGGAGAUUCUGGAUAAGGAUCGGUGCGCCAACUUGAACAUUGAAUCAUACUGGCCUAGUCUUUUGGCUAAGCUUUGCCAGAACAGAAACAUCGAUGAUCUCCUCAUGAACGCUGGUGCUGGUGGCUCUGCAGCUGGAGCCACUCAAGAAGCCCCAACAGAGCACAAGAAGAAGGAGGAGGUCAAGGAAGAGAGUGAGGAUGAUAUGGUAUUAUGGUAUUUGGCUUGUUUGACUCGAAAGAAAAGCCUUAGUCCUUUGGGUCAUAAGAAUGGAGUAGGUUAUUCGAUCCCAAGAGAUCUUGUCAUUGAGAUUGUCUCGAGAUUGCCUGUGAAGUCCAUCGCAAGGUUCCGUUGCGUUUCCAAGCGAUGGGCUUCAAUUCUCCUCCAUCGAGACUUCACGGAUCUGUUCCUGAAAAUGUCUUUGGCUCGUCCUCGUCUUUUCUUCAUGGUCAAACUCAAAGGUAAGUUUCUCUUCUUCUCGACACCUCUGCCUCUAAGUCCAGACCAGAACUCGUCGUCUCCUUUGGUUGCCGAUCGUCACAUGAGUUUCUCCUGCGAGUUUUCUUCUGACGGGCCGGGUAAUUCUCCUUCUCGUCCUGUCUGCGGAUGGCUAUGUAGUAAAGAUGAGAAUCCAUUGAUGUGUAACCCUAGCACUGGACAGUGCAUAACUUUACCCAAAGUGACAUCGAUGGGACCUGUGGAUACCUAUUUGGGGUAUGAUCCGGUCGACAAACUAUUCAAGGUAUUGUGCGUGUCCACGGAUGGUUGCCGAGUUUUGACAUUUGGAGAUGGAGAAAUGUCGUGGAGAUUGAUCGAUUCUCCGAUUCCCCAUUACCCUUUACGUAGUAAUGAGAUAUGCAUCAAUGGAGUUUUGUAUUACACAGCUGUAUCAUUGGAAAGGGGCAUGCCUUAUCUGAUAGUUUGCUUUGAUGUUAGGUUUGAAAAGUUCACGUUUCUGAUAGUGAACGAUAAGAUUUGGAAUUCAACUCUGAUCAAUUUCAGUGGAAAGUUGGGCGCAGUUCGCCCUGAUCCGUUGUACUUCUUCACUCGAAGUAGUACAAGUCUUGAACUGGAGGUUCUUGAAGAUGUCGAGAAUCAGAAGUGGUCGAAGCAUAGCCAUGUAUUGCCGCCUUUGUGGAGGGAUAUUGUUGGGGAUCGUACCAAUCUUUACAUUGUUGGGAUGACUGGCACAGGUGAAUUUGUGUUUGCCCCACGCUCUCAACUCAACCCCUACAUUUUCUUAUACAAUGUGGUGAGGAACACUGUCGUAAGAGUAAGAGUCCAAAUCCAAUUAGGAGUUGUAGCUUCUAAGUCUCGCAAGACCUUCACAUUUUUGGACCAUGUUCAAGAUGUGAAGCUUAUGGAAGCGCCUAGUAAGAGCUCAUAA
Messenger RNA from Eutrema salsugineum, 1443 nucleotides. Its product is annotated as F-box protein At5g65850. Gene Ontology annotation, molecular function: protein binding. The coding region runs from base 1 to 1443 and encodes 480 amino acids. The record is from RefSeq and is a predicted model, not a curated record. The transcript is spliced from 4 exons. Lineage: Eukaryota; Viridiplantae; Streptophyta; Magnoliopsida; Brassicales; Brassicaceae.